Molecule: messenger RNA, 3989 nt
Organism: Trachemys scripta elegans
Lineage: Eukaryota; Metazoa; Chordata; Testudines; Emydidae
Gene: ALKBH2
Product: alkB homolog 2, alpha-ketoglutarate dependent dioxygenase
Exons: 3
Coding region: 1368-2147 (259 amino acids)
Biological process (GO): DNA repair
Source: RefSeq, a predicted model, not a curated record
GUCAGUGGCAGGGCUAAGAAUAGGCCCUACAUCUUCUGAAUCCCAGUCUAUCUCCUUAUGCAGUAACCAUGCUGCCUCUUAAGUUGUGCCCAAGACACUAGGGGCCCAGAACACCAUGGCCCUGUCAGUACAACUGUGAAUAGCACUUGCACCUGUUUCACUCAAUGCAUGCCCCUCUUACCCUCCUCUCCCCUGUCCCCCUUCCCUUUGCAUUUUGCCAAUUCCCUCCUAAAUACAUCUACACCAAAAAUAAAUAUAAUUUUUUUUUAAAUGUGGUACUAACAUGGCAUUUGCUAUCAUUCCAUCAUUCACUCUGCUGUUGUGUUCUACCCCUUCCCCACCCUGGAUCUAUCUGGUCUGUUUAGAUUGUAAGGUUUCUGGCACAGGGACUGUCUACUAUUCUGUGUUUGUACAGCACCUGCCUAUGGGGCCCCAUUCUUGAUUGGCCCUCGGGCACAACGUUAAUAAAAAUGAUUAAUAAUAUAACUGAUGUGAGAUAAAGCCCUCAUUUGUUCAUUUUGUUGGCAAAGGAGUGAACAUGCACCUGUGACAUGGAUCCUGGAAUGCAAUCAUGAAAUCCAGCCUUAAAUUUGCUAGGCCAGAACAUUAGGAGCUAAAUGCUGUAAUGAGUGUUUACUAAGCUAUGCACAUUAGGAUAAAAGUGCCCUAAUUGAGUGCCUGUUUGCUUGCCUUAUAUGAAGCCCUCAAAGCCAUACAAAAUAAAUAACAUUGUUUGGCACAGUCACCUGUUAAACAGGAUUUACGAUGCAUAUAAAUGUGGUGGAUUCAGUAAUCAGGCUGAUAGUGGUUUCUAGUCAUUUAUAAAUGCUUCUAAGAAGAUCCAGUAGGUGGUGCCAGGGGACCUUGCUACAAGCCUUACAGAGCAAAACAAUCCGCUUGGGUGGGAGGGCUGAGCAAGGGUGGAACAUUUGGCUCUGUGUCUCAGACAGGAAGUGGUGGGAGGGAAGUAGCUAUUGCUGCUGGAAAUGAGGCCUGCAGGAGCUGUUUCUGUGGCCUAGAUGCCUUUAGUGAUCUGAUAGCCAGGCCAGUUUCAGUGGAGUCCUAAGUAACGAUCUGUCUGGCGCUAGGAGCAUUGCCAAGACUCUGAGGAUGACUCUGGAAUGACUGAGUGCAUUGGAGCCGGUACUCCAUUCCACAGAGGUGCAGCGAUCCCCCAUCUGUUGGAGUCAUAUUAAGGUAGUUUUAAGUCUCUGUUGCUUGGGAGCAAGGAUUUUACAGGUGUUCAACGAAGCAUUUAAAAUUUCCCAGGCCACUGUAGUUCCAUGCAGCCCAGAAUCUAACAAGAGUGAAAUCCCAUCAGGCCUUUUAGUUGCAGGCUGAUGACUGUUUCUUAGGGGCAGCUAGGAAUGGAUAAGUUCUUGGUCAAAAGGCCUUCCCCAGGCAAGAACAAACAAGAACCCUUAGAGAUGACGGGAGGAGGGCUGGACUGCAUGAGAGAUGGGGGAGAGAAGAAAAGGCCCCGGUCAGAAAUGCCAGGUGCAGAUGAGUCCUUGUUGCAUUCUCCAUGGAAGCAAAUCCGGGCUGAGGGUCUGAACUGCGAUUACAAGAUCCUGUUCGACAAAACUGAGGCUGACAAGAUUUUCCAGGAGCUGGAAAAGGAAGUGGAAUAUUUUGAAGGCGAUCUUACCAAAGUGCAAGUGUUUGGCAAAUGGCACAAAAUUCCAAGGAAGCAGGUGACAUAUGGAGAUCCUGAGUUAACAUACACUUACUCAGGUGUUACCUUUUCUCCUAAGCUAUGGAUUCCAGUUCUCAACCGUAUCAGAGAGCGCAUCACCCUGGCCACUGGACACACUUUUAAUUUUGUUCUUAUUAACAGAUAUAAAGAUGGCUGUGAUCACAUGGGUGAACAUCGAGAUGAUGAGAGAGAAUUGGUUCCACGGAGUCCCAUCGCAUCAGUGUCCUUUGGAGCCUGCAGGGACUUUUUCUUCAGGCACGGUGCUUCCCGAGGGAAAAACGCCUCAUGCCACAUUGAGCCAGUCAAGCUGCAGCUAGCCCAUGGCAGUUUACUAAUGAUGAACUACCCCACCAAUGUGUACUGGUAUCAUAGCCUGCCCACCCGCAAGAAGGUGCUAGCCCCAAGAAUCAACCUGACGUUUCGGAAAGUGAUGGCUUUACCAAAAAAAUGAAGUUAUUUAACAACCUAACAUCUAGCUUGAACAGCUCCUUUUGCCUCUGAAAAUGAGAACUUUCUUUCCAUGUCAUAAGUCAAUUUCUCUUUCAAACACUGCCUUUUCCUUUGCAUAUAUAGCAAGAGAUAGGAACCUUGCUGUGGUGCAAGCUUUGUCACAUGAGUGUAUUUAAAUUAGGAAAGCAAACGGGGAAUAACAUGCAGUUGUUUAGAUACAAAUACGGCAACCAUUUGAUCUUGGAUGUUAAGAUUAUUUUCCUACAGCCAAUGCUAUUGUAGCCUGAUGGUAUAUUUUUCUACUGCUAUUCUCCUUGGUUCAGAAGGGAGGUUUAUUUUUAAGUCUGUGGUAGUCCUAUCAGUGAGUAUGCCUUGUUUUUUGUUUUUAAGUCUCUACUAAAUACUAACGUACCAUAGAAUCUAAUAAUUCAGUAAGUCUGAAAUGUAUGGGAGCGCAUGACUGCUCUACAAAUGAGUCAUGUAUAUUUUUUUAAAUAAAACAAGAUUCUUCUACGAGAAGGGUAUGCUAAUUGUUUAAAUGACAAACUUCCCCUUCAUCAUUUACAAUGUGAUUGUAACUGGUGCAGGUUUGGAAACAGGACUACCCAGUUCUGGAGCUUCUGAAGAUAUAUACCAACAAAGCAAUAAGAACUGUUACUUAUCUUACAGUAACUAUGACUCUUGGAGAUGUAUUGCCCAGAUGGAUUCCACUGUUGUUGCGUAUGUGUCCGAGAUUGAAUUCUUUUGGCCAGCAGUGUCCACUGGGAUUGCACCUACUCCAUAGAUAACCUCACCCACCCACCACUUGAGGGCAUAAGGGGCUAAGCAGGCCUUCCUCAGUUCCUUCACCAGUACAGAAUCCAGGCAGUAUAGGACUAAUCAUCAUGAAGCCCUGCACAUCAGUGGCAGUAGUCAUUGAAUAUGCUGCCAUAUUAGAUAGGUCUAGAGCUGCCUGAAGAGAUGUUUGGCCCAUUAACUACCCCUCAGACAGUAGGGGACUGUGCUGUGGAAGCUUCUCUAUGAAUUGAGGCACUUUGAGAGCAGUGCCUGAUAACUGGAAAUGUGCAUCUGGAGACUAGCUGAGGAGUUAGACCUUCCUGCUGAAUAAGUCAAGCUUUGUAGGAGUCUUUUUCCUACAUUGUGUCUUUGGCUGCCCCUGUUGCUUAGAUCUUUCAUCUAUCGCCGCCGCCAUCAUUAGUGAUCGGGGGCGGAGAGGGGGAGUAUUGUAAACAUAUUCUAAUCUAAGGGGGUACCUGAUAGCACUUGUCAGCUCUUUUGGAAGUGGACGCCACUGAUGCUAGGAUCUGUCACAACUCCUUAGCUGGUUCUAACAAGUAAUGUACAUGACAAACCUACCAGGCACGGAGGAGUGCAGGAGGCCUAGUAAUCUGUGACUUUUCUUGUAUCACCUCCACUAGAAUCUCUGAAGUAUCUACCAUGCAUCUUGGAAGGCCUUGAAUUAUCUGGCUGGCUAGGAGGAGGAGGAGGAAUGACUGCCUCAUCUGGUGAGGAGGAAGAAAUUUCUGUUGGGAACAACUGGUCUUUCUUAUCCUGCUGCUAUUCUUCCUCACUGCUCUGUUCUUGUUGUAGGCUGUGGGUUUGCGCCAGCUAACCCUGUUGAGUAGAUAUCUCUUGUCUUGAAGGGGAGGGAGAUUAACUCUAGAGGGAGUAGUAGAAGGUGAUCCUAGGUUACAUAUGCUAGGGAGCCCAAAAUGGCCAAGAUUGCAUGCUGUUAUGAUACAGGGUUGGACACCAUGUGGGUGGAAACCAUAAUGAAUGUUCUCUAUGAGAUCCCAGGAGCCUGUGCUUAUUAGGGUGAUCCAUGACUUUCUAUCAGACCAGU